This is a messenger RNA of Fusarium keratoplasticum, 1167 nucleotides long. RefSeq lists its product as uncharacterized. Gene Ontology annotation, biological process: cellular response to L-arginine; regulation of intracellular signal transduction. Lineage: Eukaryota; Fungi; Ascomycota; Sordariomycetes; Hypocreales; Nectriaceae. The record is from RefSeq and is a predicted model, not a curated record. The transcript has 2 exons. Gene Ontology annotation, cellular component: cytosol. The coding region runs from base 1 to 1167 and encodes 388 amino acids.
AUGAACGCGCAAGUUUCUUUCCUUGAUGGCACCUAUACGCUGAUUCACAUCCCUCUCAAUCUCUACUCGACGCUGCUCCAGCCCAUCCUCCGCGUCCUCCUCCCACAGUCUCAGAGUCUGGGAAACUUGCGCGAUUCACCAGAGUACGAGCUACAGGGUCUCACAUCUGAUGGUCAACAUGGCUUUCUCAACAUCAGCAUCACCCCCCUCGAGUGUUCGGUGGUCUGCCACUCGUCAUGGGCACAGAAUGUGUUUGAGCCCGUCCUGAAGACGCUUCCGCGCGAUAUUGCCAAAUCCGUCUCAGUCUCCAAGGACUCGUACAUGAUCCUCUCCGUCAUUAGUGCUGGACUCGAUGCGGGCGGCCGUGUAAUGGAGUUGACCUCUCCACUGGCACUGGCUGGUAUCCCCAUCUUCUUCAUUACCACAUACUACUCCGACUUUAUUCUAGUACCGACCAAAGAGCGCGACAACGUUGCCAAAUCACUCCUCGCCAAGGGCUUCGAGUUGUGCGAGAACGAGUCCAACUAUGUCACACAGGGAUAUAAGAAGGGCGCCACCGAACCGACAGCGACCCCGCCGCACGAGGGUCUUCCGUCCAACGUUUCCGAGAUGCAGACACGUACCUUUGGCCUUCUCAAGAAACGGCAUGUCACUCCCAACAUCGAGGAGGGCUUGGUGCUGGUGCAAUGUUCUGGCCGUGAGGCAUCGCAGCUUGCAUCCUUCAACCACCAACGACCUUCGAUCAGUCGACACGCCACGGGGAACGGUCGACGACCAAGCUGGGCGGAUAAUGUCGAUACGAAGCUGUACACUUGCAUCAUCUCGGCUCUUGUCUCGCAACCACGAUUCAUGUCGGUUACGUUGGCCCAGGACGACCCACCUUCGCUACUCCUCGACAAGAACCUCCUUGAUGUCUUUGGCGACUCUCUGGUGGGGGAUACAGAAGGCUGCCUGAUUCCCAUUUUCCUCAACCUGGAAAGCUUGUCUUUGGAAGCCACUGGUAUCGUCUGCGGUGUUGCCGGCAUCCUGGUGCAGGAUCCACAGAUAGCGGAGAGCUCGGAACUUUCGUACCUCUCAACAGCCCAAGCAGGUGCCGUCAUUCUCUCGGAGGAGCAGUCUGUCCGGGCUAUGGGUAUUUUGGAGCCACUGCUUACCAAGGAGUCGUAG